CUGAGACUUAUAAUCUUACAAGUCGAAUAUUGCCCCCAAAAGGACUAUGUAUUUCUGGACCAUAUACUGAAGUGAAGCAAUGCGGUCUCAAAGAUAGCAAAAAACUAGUCGCAGUCAAAUCGUACAAGUCCAUGCUCGACGAUCCGAGCGAAGUGCGCACAGAAAAAAUUCAUCCGGAAUUGCAGUUGCUGUCAUCACGCCUUCUUCCUCAUGACAAUGUGGUUCAAUUCCUUGGCUUUAAGAAGGAUAAGCUGUUUCAUUCUUUGGUUAUGCCGUGGAUGGCAGACGGCACUCUCACUUCGUUUAUUCGCACUCAUGGAGCAGCCCUUGAAAUACCUGCAAAGACAACUCUCUUGUGUGACAUUUCCUCUGGCCUUGAACACCUUCAUCUAAACUUCGUGGUCCAUGGAAACCUAGAGAGUGACAACAUACUCAUCACCGAGCGACAAGGCGCAUGUCUUUCUGGCUUCCGCCAGUCAGUGAGACUUUCCUCGAGGGAUGCCGCAUGCCCUCAGUCUCAGAUGCCGUCCAAGCCUGCAAUUCAGUUCACUAGUCCAGAAUGGUUCGUUCAGAGGGACGAUGCAAUAUUUCAACAUCUUCCCAAGACUCUUUUUAAAAGCGAUAUAUACUCCCUCGGCUGUGUCAUAUUUUACAUAUAUACAAAACGCAUGCCUUGGCACGAUGCAACAUCCGUGGACAUUUCUAACCAGCUUCGGAAACGCGUGACGCCGUCGCGACCCAAGGGUCCGAUAGUGGAUGAUGACCAAUGGGCACUUAUAGAACCAUAUUAUCAAGUUUUUAUCGGCCCUCCAGAUCUUACCGGACAGAUCAAAAGGCAGCGGGAUUAUGCCGAUGCUCACGGAGGGUGCGGGUCUGUCUAUGAAUCCAUCUGGAACAGAAAGACUGGGGGCCAAGUCAAGGUCAUGCAUGUCGAGGAUUCCUCGCGAGUAGAUGAAGUAAAGAAGAAUUUGAAGCGUGAACUUGCAGCUUGGAGAAGGCUAUCUCACCCGAACAUAGCUUCGUUGUUGGGCACUACGACGGACUUCGGUCAUCUCGAAGGCAUGGUUGGCAUGGUUUCCCUGUGGAUGAAGAAUGGAUCACUCUAUGCAUACAUGGGUAACAGGGAUGUCGAUGAUCAUCCUAUAGUCCACGGGGACCUCACCCCAUUGAAUGUUCUGAUCGACGAUAACGAAAGGGCCGUACUGACUGACUUUGGCCUCUCCGUGAUAUUGGGCGGCUUUACCAAUUUGUCGGUCACAUACACCGAUGCAAAGAUAGGAGGAGCACUAGCCUGGGCGGCCCCAGAGUUAUUCCCCGACCACCAGGCCGAUAGUAAGGGGCCGAAUCCAAGCCCAUCAAGUGACGUGUACUCUUUCGCAUGCCUAAUGUACCUGAUUUUUACCGGAUCCCGCUUGUGGCCCGAUAUCACGGGACUGAACACUAUGAUGCGUGCAAAGACGGGCCGUAGGCCUUCUAAUCCUGGCACUAUUGAUCACCCGAUAUUGGAGCUUGAUUGAGCAGUGCUGGGCUGAACUGCCAAGUUCACGUCCAAAGAUCAGCGACGUUCUUGCUGCGGUUGUGAGAUAUUUGAACGAUGAUGGCCAGAAAUAUU
Messenger RNA from Suillus subaureus, 1612 nucleotides. Its product is annotated as kinase-like domain-containing protein. Bases 132 to 1517 code for a protein of 461 amino acids. NCBI's taxonomy places the organism in Eukaryota, Fungi, Basidiomycota, Agaricomycetes, Boletales, Suillaceae. Gene Ontology annotation, molecular function: ATP binding; protein kinase activity. The transcript has 13 exons. Gene Ontology annotation, biological process: protein phosphorylation. The record is from RefSeq and is a predicted model, not a curated record.